CCAGCUCCUUGCUCGCCAUCGUUUUGCAGCAGACACGAUGACACGGGUGGGACUGCCCUGCCCUGCAAGCUGAGCGAGCCGCUGGGGCUGUGUUCCUACACAUCACGCUCUCCUCUUCCCUGGCUCCUGCUUCCCUUCCACCACCUCUGCCACCUCCUCAGCAGCCCGGCAGCGCUGACCCAGACCUGCUGCUGAGGAAGAAUGGCAGAAGGCCAGCCACACCUAAGUAUUCAGAUGUCAGACUCAAGUACAAAUGGCAUCCCCAGCAGAAAGCAGUCCUCUCCAGACCUAGCCGGCAGGGGAGGAAGUGUACUAACUUUCCACAACAUCUGCUACCAUGUGAAGCUGAAGACGGGGUUCCUGUGUUUUCAAAAAACAGCCCAUAAAGAAGUUUUGAGGGACGUCAAUGGCAUCAUGAGACCAGGACUAAAUGCAAUUUUGGGACCCACUGGCAGUGGUAAAUCUUCUCUACUUGACAUCUUGGCUGCCAGGAAGGAUCCCCGUGGGCUGUCUGGUGACAUUUUGAUCAAUGGAGCUCCUCAGCCUGCUAACUUUAAAUGUACCUCUGGAUAUGUAGUACAGGAUGAUGUGGUCGUGGGAACCCUGACUGUAAGAGAAAAUUUGAAGUUCUCAGCAGCACUCCGUUUGCCGAAGUCAGUGAAGGAACAGGAAAAAGAUGAACGAGUGAAUCAGAUUAUCAAGGAACUGGGUUUGAGCAAAGUGGCAGAUUCCAAGGUUGGCACCCAGUUCACUCGCGGGGUGUCUGGAGGAGAGCGGAAAAGGACCAAUAUUGGGAUGGAGCUCAUCACAGAUCCUGCCAUCUUGUUUUUGGAUGAGCCAACUACAGGACUUGAUGCCAGCACUGCUAACGCUGUCCUACUGCUACUGAAAAGGAUGGCAAUACAAGGAAAAACAAUAAUCUUCUCCAUCCACCAGCCUCGGUACUCCAUAUUCCGACUGUUUGACAACCUGACGCUGCUGGCUGCCGGGAGAGUGCUGUACCACGGGCCCGCUCAGCACGCCAUCGGGUACUUCCAGUCUAUCGGCUACAAGUGUGAGCCGUACAACAACCCUGCCGACUUCUUCCUGGACAUCAUUAAUGGAGACUCCACUGCAGUGGCAAUGAGCAAGACCGAUGAAACUAACACAGCAGAGAGCACUGAAGAACACGCUGAAUAUGAUAAAACCUUGGCUGAGAAGUUAGCAGAAAAAUACUUCAACUCUGCCUACUACCAAGAAACAAAAGCAGCAUUAGAGAAUAUUUCUCCAGGAAAUAUAAAGAAAACAAAAGCAGUUUUCCGACAAAUCACAUACGCCAAUUCCUUCCUUCAUCAGCUGAAAUGGGUGUCCAAACGCACAUUUAAAAAUCUGGUAGGAAACCCUCAGGCUUCUAUAGCUCAGCUGUGUGUUACAACUUUCCUGGGACUGGUCGUAGGUGCCAUUUUCUUUGGACUUAAAGAGGACUCUGCUGGACUACAGAACAGAGUGGGUGCAAUGUUCUUUCUGACCACCAACCAGUGUUUCAGCAGCAUCUCAGCUAUUGAACUCUUUGUUGUGGAAAAAAAGAUAUUUACACAUGAAUAUAUCAGUGGGUACUACAGAACAUCUGCAUAUUUCAUCUCAAAGCUACUGGCUGAUUUAAUACCCAUGAGGACUAUACCAAGCAUCAUCUUCACCUGUAUAAUUUACUUCAUGUUAGGUUUGAAACCAACAGUAGAAGCCUUCUUUACAAUGAUGUUUACCCUUAUGAUGGUGUCCUACACAGCCACUUCUAUGGCACUAGCCAUUGCAGCAGGACAGAGUGUGGUCGCUGUAGCAAACCUGCUCAUGACUAUCGCAUUUGUUUUUAUGAUUAUUUUCUCCGGGUUGCUGGUCAAUCUCACAAGCAUCAUGUCCUGGCUGUCCUGGCUCAAAUACUUUAGCAUCCCUCGAUACGGAAUGACAGCUUUACAAAUCAAUGAAUUGACUGGUCUGAACUUUUGCAGCAGCAACACAAAUUUAAUAAGCAACAAUAACUAUCGAGAGAUAAGCCAGCUGUGGUGUACCGGAGAGGAAUAUCUGAAAAAUCAAGGCAUUGAUGCAAGUAGCUGGGGCCUGUGGCAGAACCACCUGGCUCUCGCCUGCAUGACAGUAAUAUUCCUUACCAUUGCAUACCUGAAACUGUACUUCAUGAAGAAGUUUUCUUAAAACCAGAAUGAAAAAUGCAAUUCCCACUGUUCAGCAGUUUGAUAAACUAACUGUGCAACUGACUUGAUUCUUUUUAAGAGACCUACCUUUGUACUUUUGUUUAUGAUUACACAAGUCAAGGUGAAUACCAUCCUUGUAUAUCAACUACUUAGUAUUAAUGUAUGUUGCUGAAAAGUCUAGCAUGCCUCAGUUCUCUUUGCCAUAAAGAAUAUACAACUAUUCAUUUCUUCAAGAGACUAUUCAGUCUUUCUGCAUGUUCUAGCUAUGAAUUUGUUAAACUAGGAAACUAAUAUUUAACGGCUUAACAUGAAAAAAAAAUAUAUUCCAUACUUUAAACAGCACCUACAUUCACUGGCAAUUCAGUCCAAAGUGAUGCUUAUCAGGACACCAAUGCGGUCUCAGCUGCUAAUGUGGUCAUGGUCUACAUGAGACAGCAACAAAAACACCCUCCCCAUCCCAGUGCACAUCUCAUGCUCUUUCCUAUGUGGGAAUCAUUACUGCUCUAGAGUGUACUUGAUUGAUGCCAUCAAGUAUUUUCUUACCAAGUUCAAGUGGUAGAAACACUA
This is a messenger RNA of Grus americana (Whooping crane), 2753 nucleotides long. RefSeq names its product ATP binding cassette subfamily G member 2 (Junior blood group) (gene ABCG2). Gene Ontology annotation, cellular component: plasma membrane. The record is from RefSeq and is a predicted model, not a curated record. The transcript has 16 exons. NCBI's taxonomy places the organism in Eukaryota, Metazoa, Chordata, Aves, Gruiformes, Gruidae. Gene Ontology annotation, molecular function: ABC-type transporter activity; ATP binding; ATP hydrolysis activity. The coding region runs from base 202 to 2187 and encodes 661 amino acids.